Molecule: messenger RNA, 1428 nt
Organism: Parnassius mnemosyne (clouded apollo)
Lineage: Eukaryota; Metazoa; Arthropoda; Insecta; Lepidoptera; Papilionidae
Source: the annotation of a GenBank genome assembly
AUGCAAGAGCAAAGUUCAUCGCGAUCGAAGUCUACGUUAAACUCUUUGGAAAGCGCCAUCAUCAAGCUGAAAAACAAUCUGCAGAUUCAAGACCACAAGAGCCCAUCGGAUAUGAAUGUACUGAGCGUUGAACCUCCUUCACCAAUUGAAGAUACCAAGGGAAUAGCAAGUAAGACAGGCAAUUUGUCUCCAUCUAAUAUAAAUUUAUCUAUUGCGUCUGCUGCUCUCUUACAAGAAAAUAUGUUACAACGUUCGUUACAAGGUGUGGUUAUAUCGCUGCAAAACGCAAUGAUGAGUUCAUUGCAACAAGCUGCUUUAUUGCCAUCAAACUCCGCUGCAGCUGCCGCGCUCAAUUUGCAAGCAUUGGAAUCUUAUUUGACAUUACAGCGCUUGACAUCUGUAUCAUCUGUUAGUAGCUCAAAUCAGUCAAAUCUAACUGACAAUAGUCUUACUUCAAAACAAGAUAUUUUAAGAAUAGCGACGGCAAGCGCAAAGAUUACUGAAAACGAUGGCUCAGAAAAUACCAGAGAAUUUUCACCUAAGACACCUGAAGAAUAUCCUUUAUCCGAUGCAAUAGCUGCAGAAGACGUAGAUUUAUCGGAAGAAGUGGAAGAAGACCUUGCAUUAUUAGACAACGAAGAUGAAUUUACAUUAGAACAACAUUUAGAAUCUACAUCAAAAACUUAUGGAUACAGUUCAUCACAAAAUCUAGAUAAUGGAUACCCUAGUUUACUAAUGAAUGCAAUGUACCAACAACAAAUGAAUGGUAGUCCAACACAGCCUCCAUUGUCUCCUCAGCCAUCGAACUCAUCAAGCUCAAAGUCCACAAAUAGUUCUACAUCUUCAACGGGAAGUAGUAUUUCAAAUAAACAAAAAACCUCGGGAAGCGGUCCCCGGACGAAGAAACAAUUCAUCUGUAAGUUUUGUAAUCGACAGUUCACGAAAUCAUACAAUUUAUUAAUUCAUGAAAGAACGCAUACAGACGAGCGACCAUAUUCUUGUGACAUUUGCGGCAAGGCAUUCCGACGGCAAGAUCAUCUCAGGGACCACAGAUACAUUCACUCCAAGGAAAAGCCGUUCAAAUGCAUGGAAUGUGGUAAAGGGUUCUGUCAAUCAAGAACUCUAGCUGUUCAUAAGAUCCUUCACAUGGAAGAAUCUCCCCACAAAUGCCCAGUUUGCAGCAGAAGUUUCAACCAAAGGUCUAACCUCAAGACACAUUUACUCACCCAUACGGAUAUUAAGCCGUACAACUGUUCCUCGUGUGGCAAAGUGUUCAGAAGAAAUUGUGAUUUAAGGCGACACAGCUUGACCCACAAUCUUGUCGGUAUUUCAUCAGUCAAUACGUCACCUAGUGGAUCUAACGGUAAAAGUCCAAUUUUAAAUCCAAAUUUUCCAAUAGACAGCAUAGAUACAGAAGAUGAAAACUGA